Molecule: messenger RNA, 1176 nt
Organism: Blumeria graminis f. sp. triticale
Lineage: Eukaryota; Fungi; Ascomycota; Leotiomycetes; Helotiales; Erysiphaceae
Source: the annotation of a GenBank genome assembly
AUGAAAAUGAGACCGUCAGAAUGGUCCAGGCUUCCAGUUCUAACAUUGCUGUGUUUUGUCUCGACGAUCGUCUUAGCUGAGCAUACUAGCAAUUGGGCAGUCUUAGUAUCGACAUCCCGAUUUUGGUUCAAUUACCGGCACAUUUCCAAUGUCCUAUCCUUGUAUCGCACCGUCAAGCGACUGGGUAUUCCUGAUUCUCAAAUUAUUCUUAUGCUACCAGACGAUAUGGCAUGUAAUCCACGAAACGCUUUCCCGGGAACAGUAUACAGCAAUGCAGAUCGAGCUGUAGACCUGUACGGUGAUAAUAUCGAGGUAGACUAUCGAGGAUACGAAGUCACCGUAGAGAAUUUUAUACGUCUUCUGACUGAUCGGGUUGGCGAAGAAAUGCCAAGAAGCAAAAGAUUAUUAACAGACGACCGAAGCAAUAUUCUAGUUUACAUGACUGGGCAUGGUGGUAAUGAAUUUUUAAAGUUCCAAGACGCGGAAGAAAUUAGUGCGUUUGACUUAGCAGAUGCAUUUGAACAAAUGUGGGAAAAGAAAAGGUACCAUGAACUACUCUUCAUGAUUGAUACCUGUCAAGCAAAUACUAUGUACAGCAAGCUAUAUUCUCCAAAUAUAAUAGCAACUGGCUCAUCCGAAAUUGAUCAAUCCUCCUACUCGCAUCACGCCGAUAAUGAUGUUGGAGUGGCCGUUAUCGAUCGAUAUACGUAUUACAACCUUGAUUUUCUUGAGACUCAUGUAAGGGACCCAGGUAGCAAGAAAACCUUGGCAGAUUUAUUUGAUAGUUAUGAUGAAUCCAAGAUCCACUCUCACCCAGGCGUUCGAUGGGACCUAUUUCCAGGAGGGGAGCAACAUGGUCGAGAAAGAUUAGUCAUGGAUUUUUUUGGGAAUGUACAGAACGUUGAAGUCGAUGGUGCAGUAAACUUUACAGACAAUAGUGAAGAUUUACUUACUUUAGGAAAAAAAAUUUCCCAACUUCAGAAGAAAAGCGAUUCCCAGGUAAAACUUGCGAAUGAGACGGUCCAAGAAAAAUUACCCGAAGUACCGAGUAAUAUUAACUCUGGAGUAUACAAGGUAGAAGACGCAAGGAAUUGGUGGGAAAGAAUUACAGUCGGGGCCUGGGCUUUGGGUGGUCUUUUAAUGGCAUGGUAUGCGGCAUCACAACUUGAGGCUUGA